UUAGAAGCAAAAAGGCCACACUUGUAUUGGACUCCUUGUGUUGCUCACUGCGUUGACUUGAUCUUAGAAGAUAUAGGGAAAUUGCCUGAUUUUAAAGCAACAUUGAAGAAGGCAAUGAGUGUGAAUGCUUACAUUUAUGUUCGCCCCGGCAUAGUAAAUAUGUUGAGGCAAUUCACAAGACAAAAAGAGCUUUGUCGGGCAGGUGUCACAAGAUUUGCUACUGCUUUUCUUACUCUUGAAAGGAUGCACCUACAGAAGCAAAAUUUAAGAAAAAUGUUCAUUUCAAAGGAUUGGAUAGAGAGUAAAUGGGCAAAAGAAGCGGCGGGGAAGAAGGUAGCUAAAAUCAUCAUGGCACUUAGAUUUUGGAGCAGUAUUGUGCAUAUUUUAAAGAUAUAUGGCUCUUUAGUCCGUGUUCUGAGACUGGUUGAUGGCGAAAGGAAACCUGCAAUGGGUUAUAUUUAUGAGGCUAUGGAUAGGGCAAAAGAAACAAUUAUGAAGGCCUUCAAGGAGAAAGAAGAAAAAUACAAAGAAGUGUUUGAGAUCAUUGAUGCGAGAUGGGAAUGUCAACUUCAUCGGCCUCUGCAUGCUGCAGGACAUUAUUUGAAUCCAGAAUAUUUUUAUUCAUACACAGAUUCAAAUAUCUGUGGAGAAGUGGUGAAUGGUUUGUUUGAAACUAUGGAGAGAUUGGUUUCAAGCGCUGCCGAGCAAGAUAAAAUCACUACCCAACUCUCUAUAUAUCGAAAGGCAGAAGGGCUAUUUGGGAGGAAUGUAGCAAUUAGACAUAGAAGAGCAUUAUCUCCAGCAGAAUGGUGGGAAUGCUAUGGAGCAAAUACCCCAGAAUUGCAAAAGUUUGCUAUUAAAGUGCUUAGCCUCACUUGUAGUGCUUCUGGUUGUGAGCGCAAUUGGAGUGUAUUUGAGCAGAUUCACAGCAAAAAAAGAAAUAGGCUAGCUCAGCAGCGCUUAAAUGAUUUGGUAUUUGUGAAAUACAAUCGUGCCUUAAAGCUUCGGUAUGAUGCACGUGAUAAGAUUGACCCCAUCUCUUUGACAGAUAUUGAUGAUAGUAAUGAAUGGUUGAUGGGUAGAAUGGAUGGAGAAAGUGAUAAUGAAGAAGAUGAGUUGGUUUUUGAAGGUGAUGACUUGACAUGGGAUGUCGUUGCUAGGGCUAGUGGAGCUGAAGAGCCUGAAUAUUGUACUAGAGGAAAAAAUAUUGCAACCAUGACCUCUAGUUCAAAUGCUAGGCCUAAACAAGUCGAGAAGGGAAAUGCAUCUUCCUCUAUGAGACACUCAUCUCUAAGAUUUAGAGAUGAAGAAGAAAUUGAA
Molecule: messenger RNA, 1320 nt
Organism: Zingiber officinale
Lineage: Eukaryota; Viridiplantae; Streptophyta; Magnoliopsida; Zingiberales; Zingiberaceae
Exons: 2
Molecular function (GO): protein dimerization activity
Source: RefSeq, a predicted model, not a curated record